Messenger RNA from Hippocampus comes (tiger tail seahorse), 1418 nucleotides. RefSeq names its product dynein axonemal assembly factor 6 (gene dnaaf6). Gene Ontology annotation, biological process: axonemal dynein complex assembly; flagellated sperm motility. Bases 99 to 680 code for a protein of 193 amino acids. Gene Ontology annotation, molecular function: dynein intermediate chain binding; protein-folding chaperone binding. The record is from RefSeq and is a predicted model, not a curated record. Gene Ontology annotation, cellular component: cytoplasm. The transcript is spliced from 7 exons. NCBI's taxonomy places the organism in Eukaryota, Metazoa, Chordata, Actinopteri, Syngnathiformes, Syngnathidae.
ACGUCUCGAGGAUACAACAGUGGCACGCUGCUUUCUGCUGGAAGAUACUUUACAAAAGUAGAAUAAUCGUGAUAUAAUUUCUUCAAUUGAGAAAAAAAAUGGAAUAUCUUGACGUUUCAUCCGUUCAGAACAUUAAGGCACUGUCUGCCUUGCUUUCCUCUCAACAAGAAGAGGAAAAUGAUGAAGAUUAUCAAGAUGUGUCUCCUUAUGCAAAGAUGGGCCCCGGACAUAUAGGGCCACCGACCAAAAAAGAGAAAGAAGAGUCAUCAGUUUACGCGAAAAAGAACAGCAAAGAGGUGUGGAGCGAAGAGGAGGUGACCGACGGCCCGCAAUACGAUGAUGUCACUGACCCACGGCCGCAGCCUCAAUAUGAAAUCAUCCUCAAGCAAAGUGUCGGCACAGAGGAUCUCUUUUUGGGCUUGAGCAGAAAGGACCCUUCCUCCAUGUGCUGUGAGGCAAUGCUGGUGAAAAUCAAACUCCCGGACAGCAAAGUGACGGACGUGACUCUGGACUUGAAAGAAAAGUUCCUUGAUCUUCGGACACCAAAAUAUCGACUUGGCCUCCACCUCCCGCACCCGGUCCACCACCAGGAGGGUAAGGCUCAGUUUUUUAGCGAAAGAGAGGAAUUAGAAGUGACGCUGGUGAUGAAUCGACCACUAGACGCCAUUAACAUGCAGUGAAACUCGACGGCUCGCAAGAUCACACCUGGACCGGAUCUCCAAAGUCUCUUUUUGAAGACAAAAUAAUGCUCAGGCAAUUUUUUUAAGGCAGCAUGUUUAAUUGACAUUCAAAACAGAGUGGGGCAAAAGUAGGUGUAAACAUUUUUUUUUUUGUCCUUUUUAUCACAGUCCAAUUUUUCAUGGAAUAUUUUUGUCUCUUACAUCUUGACCUUCCUUCCUUCCCUAAAUUGCUUUUUAUUCUUGCAUCUUUCCUUCAAUCAUUCCUUCAGUGAAAGCUCCUUUCUUUCUGACCUCUUUCCCCUGGCAUCUUUUCCAUUCUUCAGUUCUCUCGUUCUUUCUUGUCUUCCUUCCCUCAGACCUGUUUUUUGAUUCAUAUGUCCUUCCUCCUGUCAUUUAAACCUGCUUUUCUCCUUUCCUUUCGUCUUCCACUCCAGACCUUUUUCUUCUUCCUGACCUCUAGUCCUCCUUACCACCCUCCCUUUUGACUUCCUUCCUUCCUCCAUUAGCGCUGUCCCUCAAAACCAUUUAUUUUGAAUCCUUUCUUUGUUUGGAACUACUUUUCUGUAUUCCUUUCUUUCUUAAGCACCUAUCCAAUAUUCAACUUUGUAGCUUGUGUACUCGUGCUGUACUGUAAAACACCUCAUAGAAUGUAUCCACAUUUUCUACAUCCUUGAUCAAAAUGUCAAGCGGGUUUUGAGCCACCUGGUGGCAAAUGUCAAUAAAAUGAUAAAAACAAAG